Amphiprion ocellaris (clown anemonefish) is the source of this 1263-nucleotide messenger RNA. RefSeq names its product cytochrome b-245 light chain (gene cyba). Gene Ontology annotation, cellular component: NADPH oxidase complex. The transcript is spliced from 6 exons. The record is from RefSeq and is a predicted model, not a curated record. Gene Ontology annotation, molecular function: heme binding. NCBI's taxonomy places the organism in Eukaryota, Metazoa, Chordata, Actinopteri, Pomacentridae. Bases 100 to 657 code for a protein of 185 amino acids. Gene Ontology annotation, biological process: superoxide anion generation.
AUCUCGUGAAAAUAGAUUCCCUUCCUUGUAGAAAUCAUUUAAGUGGUGAGCCGCCACCUGGAGAGUUUGAACUGCAGUGGAGCUGAGCAGGUGAAACCAAUGGGCCAAAUCGAGUGGGCGAUGUGGGCCAACGAGCAGGCUCUGGCUGCCGGCCUCAUUCUCCUCACUGGAGGAGUUGUCGGGGUGGCUGGGCAGUUCAGAGGCUGGGAGUUUGCUGCUUAUGCUGUUGCUGCUGGGGUGUUUGUGUGUCUACUUGAGUAUCCCAGAAGCAAGAGGGCCAAGGGCACAAGUGUAGCCAGAUCCGGUCAGUACUGCUUCACAGUGUGUGUAAAAGCCUUUGGACCACUGACAAGGAACUACUACGUCAGGGCGUUUUUACAUGCCGCAAUCUGUGUACCUGGAGGUUUCAUGCUUGCUACAGUCCUCGGAUGUGUCUGCCUGGGCAUUGCCAGCCUCAUUUACCUCGCAGCAGCCAUCCGAGGUGAACACUGGGAGCCAAUUCUUCCACAGAAGGAUACCAGGAAGCCGGUUGCACAGAGUAUCAAGAAUCCUCCUCAGAAUCCACCACCCAGACCUCCUGCAGAGCUGCGCAGGAAACCGGCAAAGGACCUGGAGUCAGCAGCGUAUGACAACCCCAUGUCUGUUACUGAUGAGUAGCCUGCCGAGUGCUGAAUCCUCUGUAUCCCUUCUCCUCUAAACCAGUUACUGUGCAUCAUCACUGGAUUCUGUGACUCUAGAUGAACAAAUUUCUGAAGUUUAGUGAAGCUCGUGACUGGGUGACAUGUUGAGUGCACAUCUUCUUACCUCAACUUGUGGAAAAGAAAUGCUAGGAUGAGGAUUCAGAGGAGAAUGGAUGAAGUGAAUUUUUCAUUUUUUUUUUUAAACACGCCACCGAACAUAAAUGUAAACGCUGUAGCUGGUAAGUGGCAAAAACAAACCAAUGCUCUCAGGUUAUGUGGCUGUAGGAAUGUUGGUGUUGGUUUACUGCUCUGAUAAAAGAUCAAAUACCUGUUUUCUGUUCCAGCAACCAUAUACUUCAAGUUAUACCACAUCUUCUGUUGCCACACUAUGUUCUUAACCCUCUGUAUUGGUAUACUUGUUUAAGGCAACUGAUCAGAACACUGUAUGAUUACAUAGUAGUGUUGAAUAGGAUUAUAUGUGGACAUACUGGGUUUUGGCUGUUCUAUGCUGAUAUUUGCCAUUUAUAUACAUUUUUAUCUGUAUUGUUGAUGUGUUGUAAAUAAAGCCUUUGCAUCCUUUGAA